AUGCCCCCUACAAACAAUAGCGAAGUCCACCUCUUCGACAUCCUCUCGACCCUCUCACCCCCGAAAAACUCCUGGUCGGUGCACAUCCUGAAAAUCCGCUGCAUCCUCAACUACAAGAAAAUCCCCUACAGCCAAUCCUUCAUCCCCUACCCGGACAUCGCUCCCCUCCUGAAAAGCCUCGACGUCCCACCGCAUAAAGCCGGAACACCAUAUACACUGCCCGCGAUAAUCCACAAGGACUCGAUCGCCUCGAAUGCAAAUGGCGCAUUGGCCGAUUCGCUCCCCAUCGCAUUGCAUCUUGACGCAGUCUUCCCGUACCCGCCUCUUUUCCCCUCGGGACGUGCAAGCUAUGCGCUUUAUCUAGCUGUCGAGAGGAUCAUGGCGGGGUUUGAGAGCGGGUAUAGACCGUUCAUUGUCCCCCGCGUCGCGGAGAAUCUGGAUCCCAGGGGGCGGGUGUAUUUCGAGGAGACGCGGUCCGCGGCGCUUGGGAAGCCGCUUGCCCAGGUCCGUCCUGGGCCGGAGGAUACUGCGAGGAGCAAUCAGCUGUGGGCGAUUAUCGAGCGGGAGGCGCUGGUGCUGAGUGGAAUGUUGAGAGGGCGCGAGGGGAAGCAGGGGGUGUUCUUGGAGGGGGAGACGCUGGGGUUUGCGGAUAUCUUGGUUGCGUGCCAUCUGGCGUUCAUUGAGCGGUUUGACAAGGAUCUGUUUGCGAGGGUUGUGGGGUUGGGAGGUGGAGAGUUGCGGGCGUUGUAUGAGGCUUGUGUGCCGUUGCUGGAGGGCCAGGGGGUGGAUAAGAGGUGGGAUGUCCCUGGUGGAAAUGAGUAG
Messenger RNA from Aspergillus calidoustus, 822 nucleotides. NCBI's taxonomy places the organism in Eukaryota, Fungi, Ascomycota, Eurotiomycetes, Eurotiales, Aspergillaceae. The record is from the annotation of a GenBank genome assembly.